Acanthopagrus latus (yellowfin seabream) is the source of this 4668-nucleotide messenger RNA. RefSeq names its product zinc finger, RAN-binding domain containing 3 (gene zranb3). The transcript is spliced from 22 exons. Gene Ontology annotation, biological process: replication fork processing; DNA repair. The coding region runs from base 315 to 3767 and encodes 1150 amino acids. Gene Ontology annotation, molecular function: ATP binding; nucleic acid binding; ATP-dependent chromatin remodeler activity. The record is from RefSeq and is a predicted model, not a curated record. Gene Ontology annotation, cellular component: nuclear replication fork. Lineage: Eukaryota; Metazoa; Chordata; Actinopteri; Spariformes; Sparidae.
AGCUUGUGCGCCAGUCUCGUCAUUUCUCUGACAUAUCCUUUCACACUGAUGUAAUAUAUUUAUACAGUUGGGUGAACUGUGCUUUAAUAAUGUCAUGAAGUGCCAGGAAGUGGCACAGAAUCCUCAGUGAUAACUGCGUGCUGCGGGUGUCUCGUGGUAUAAACCGAGUGAACCUUGAAUUUACCGCGAAACUUUUCAAUGAUUCUGCUCAGCCCGCUGUUUCUGUAGCCACUUGACUGCUGCGCUGUCUCGUCGGUCUAAAAUCAGAGCUGGCAGACUGAGCAAGGGGCAGAGAAACUGAUGAGGACCUACUAAUGGAAAUGGAUGAUAAAGGCCCACAGACCGCUUGCUGUGAUACAAGAUGGUCACAGCAACUGUCAGGCCUUCCUCAUAAGCUCCUGCAGCGCCUGAUGCCUUUCCAGAGGGAGGGAGUGGAGUUUGCUUUAUCGAAAAAUGGACGAUGUAUGAUUGCCGAUGAGAUGGGUCUUGGGAAGACGGUGCAGGCCAUCGCGGUGGCGUACGCCUUCAGGAAGGAGUGGCCGCUCCUGGUGGUGGUGCCCUCGUCCCUGAAAUAUCCCUGGAUCGAGGAGAUGGAGAGGUGGAUCCCCGAGCUGCAGCCUGGGGACAUCAGCUUGGUGGAGAACAAGAGCCACACCAUGGGUAUCAGCAGCAGCAAGGUGACGGUGCUCGGUUACGGCCUGCUCACCACAGACGCCCGCCCCCUUGUGGAAGCGCUGACCAGGCAGCGGUUUGCGGUGGUCGUGGUGGACGAGUCGCAUUACCUCAAAUCCAGGAACGCAGCACGAACAAAGAUUCUGGUGCCUCUCAUUCAGAGUGCCAAGCGGGCCAUCCUGCUCACUGGUACCCCGGCGCUGGGUCGACCUGAAGAGCUUUUCAUGCAGAUUGAUGCUCUCUAUCCCAAGAUGUUUGGAACCUGGAGCGACUAUGCCAAGAAAUACUGCAACGCUCAUUACAAGUACUUUGGGCAUCGCAGGCAGUGGGACUGUCGCGGGGCGUCUAACCUGGACGAGCUGCACCAGAGGCUGAGCCGGAUCAUGAUCCGUCGUCUCAAGGCAGAAGUGCUCACUCAGCUGCCUCCCAAAAUCCGCCAGCGUAUUCCCUUCGACCUGCCGAAGGAGGCUGCAAAGGAGGCCUCCGCCAGCUUUGCCGAGUGGGAGAAACUGAUGAAGGGGAUGGGGUCGGCGGUCGUCGCCACGGACAACCCCUUCACUCAGGUCAUGAGCCUGGUCACACAGAUGUACAAGCAAACAGCUAUUGCCAAGGCGGGAGCUGUGAAGGACUACAUUAAGAUGAUGCUGGAGGCAGAGCAGCUGAAGUUCUUGGUGUUCGCCCACCACCUCACCAUGCUGCAGGCCUGCACGGAGGCCGUCAUCGAGGCCAAGGCUGGUUAUAUCCGCAUCGACGGCAGUGUCCCAUCCUCAGAGAGGAUCCAUUUGGUCAACAAGUUCCAGAGUGACCCUGAGACACGAGUGGCCAUCCUCAGCAUCCAGGCAGCCGGUCAGGGUUUGACCUUAACCGCUGCCAGCCACGUGGUGUUUGCCGAGCUCUAUUGGAACCCCGGCCACAUCAAGCAGGCUGAGGAUCGAGCCCACCGCAUCGGGCAGACGACCUCGGUCAACGUGCACUACCUCAUCGCCAAGGGCACCUUUGACACCGUCAUGUGGUCCAUGCUCAACAGGAAGGAAACGGUGACGGGCUGCACCCUAAAUGGAAGAAAGGAAUAUCUGAAGGCCGACCAGGGCGACAAAGACAAGUGGGAGUUCCUCAACUUUGCCGACGCGUGGACGCCGGGUGAGAUGGUGCUGCCGCUGGAGGGAAACGCAGGAGGCAUCAAAGAUGACGUGUUCUUCUCUCAUUUUGAGAAAGAGAAGCAGCACGACAUACGCUCCUUCUUCUCCCCGGGCACCAGCAAGGAGAAGAAGAGGCGAAGAAUAGAAGAUGAGGAAACAUCUCCCUCGGUCUCCUCAGAGGUGAUCGCCACACCAUCUGGGAGUGUGAAUUCUGAAAAACGAGAGGAGAAGCCUUCACCCGACCUGGACUUCUCCCCGCAGCUGAAGAGGCUUCGGACGCCACAGCCCAGUCCGAGCCCACGGUCGCGAUUCAGAGGGAAGAGGAGGUCGACGGCUGGGGAGAUCAGCUCCGGCAGCCCAGGCACUCUGGUCUCCCUCAUGGCGCCGCGAAAGCUGUCGGAGCCCAACCCUUCCGCUGAGACGUGGAGCUGUGGGGCCUGCACCUACUCCAACAGCAGUCUGUUGCCGUACUGCGAGAUGUGCGAGUUUCCACGCCCUUCUCCUGCUCUUAGUUCAGAGCCACCCAGGCCUCGGCAACCCCCCUCAGCCGAGCGGGACCAGGCAUGCGUCGUCCUCUCCAGCUCCGACAGCGAGCCAGAGCUCAGCCGGGGAAAAGCCCAGCCUCCGAGAGCAGGCAAAGACAAACAGAGCGAGGAGGAGGAGGAGGAGGAGAUGGAGGAGGAGGAUGAGCCUCUGAAAGACAAACAGAAAGUGGGAGAAGCGGAGGAGGAGGAGGACAAGCAGCAGCUCAAAGGCAAACAAUCAGCGGGAGAGCGAGGCGACAACGUCGCUGGCGGUGGCGGCCGCCUCCCCCCUGACCACACACAGGACCAGAGAGCAGCGGCGUGUCUGUCUUCUGCCGCUGAUGCUAAUGACGAUGAUGAGGGCAAUGAUGGAGGCGCCGCCGGCACCGCCCAUCCUGUCUACCCAGGCCUGCAGUUCUGCGCCAGCCAGUACACAGACCGAAUAUAUCUUUACUCAAAGGAUGGUACUCCUCUGAACCUGAGUUUCGUCCCGCUGGACAUCAAGCUAACCAACUGGGACGACCUGCCCGAGGCCUUCAGUCGGCGUCGGGAAAAUCGAAUACAGGUACUGAGGUUCGUUCAGGAAUGGAGCAGCCUGGCAGCCAUGAAGCAGAAACUGCUCCGACGCAGCGGCCUCCUCUUCCACAGCCCCACUUUGGGCUUGCAGCAGCUGGCUGCCACCCAGCGCCCUCACUCGAGUACCAAGAGGUACCUCAGCAAAGACGAGGUGGCCCAGGCCUCCCUGAGCAAGGCCCAGCAGGAGGGAGGCAGUGUGCGACUGGUCACCAAGGAAAACUUCUUCUCAAAAAGGAAGUCUGCCGGUGCACCAACACCACCUUCUUCAGUGAGGCAGGAAAAGAACUCCUGUGAAAUAGUAGCGGAGCAGCCAGCACCAGAGUCCGGCUACCUGCAGGCAGUGGACAGUGGCGGCGUCCCUCUGUGUCUGUCCUGUCAUCAGGCCUGCCCAACCACCGGUGGGGCCUGGGACACUCGAUUCUGCAGCCACAGGUGUCAGGAGGAGUUCCAGCUGCGCUCCAGCCAGACGUACAUGCGCUCGCGGGUGCUGGAGGCGGAGCAAGGCAUCUGUCAACACUGCGGCCUCCACGCCCACGACCUGUUCCUGAAGGUCCGCGAUGCCCCGCCCUCCCAGCGAAAGGAGAUGCUGGAGAACACUUGGCUCGCCCAGCUGUCUCUCAAACAGCUGAACGAGAUGAUCCGCGCUCCAGUCGAAGGGGAUUUCUGGCAGGUCGACCACAUUCGGCCAGUCUACAGCGGAGGAGGACAGUGCUCUCUGGACAACCUUCAGACGCUCUGCACCGUCUGCCACAAGGCCAGGACGGCUCAGCAAGCCAAAGAACGGAGCCAGAUGAGGAAGAGCGCCGCAGCCUCCAAGGUUGCGUCAGACAUCAGCAGGUUCUUCAUCAGGAAAUGAAGCGGAGGUUUAGUAAGGGUUACACGGGUGUUUGAAUUUCCUGAAUCAAAUUGAAUCCUCGCUGAUGUGAUUUGUAACAGCGUGGAGGAAGACGCAUCAUGAUUCUUCACAGACAAAACUUACGUUAAAGGAGCACUAUGUAGUUUUGGGGUAGAAUUUUUUUUUUAUGCUUGAACAAACUAAAUAAACAAACUCUCUUUGUUUUCAUGACUGAAUAAACAAACUGACCUUAAAGGACAACACAAUUUUAUAUGGUUUUACUUUAUUUAUAUGUGGCGGACCCUGCCACCUUUCUUGCUUCAUACAGUGUUCUGGGGAUUAUUUUCCACUGAGAAUAGCUUGUUUAUUCAGAUAUGGAGAAAAGUCUGUAUUAUUCCCUCUUUAAUAUUGUAAAUAUUAUGAUUCUGAAUUUCUUCUCCAAAACGACAUAGUGCCCCUUUAAAGCAUCAGCAGUGCCUUUCAAAAGGUGGCUUGCCCCUCACAUCACUUAAAGAUCUACCUUUACCUAAUGAUUGAAUCAGUGGUGUCCCGUUGCUUGCAGCUGUAGAGAUUUACUUUAAAAAAACACAUAAGACUGCAUCAAAUGCUAAUUCAGCCAUCUCCCCUCUCGUCCCCGAACCGUCACAAGUGCGGUAGUUUUGAUUUAUGACGGCCCCGUUUUGCUCGAGGCGGAAAUGGAGCAGGUUGUUUAGAGAGAUGCUGCUAUUUUAAGAUUGUGCAAACUUGGUGAAAAGUAGCAGGUGAGAGACGAACCGGGGGCCUUUGCAAUCAAAAACUCCAGGGCAGAACGCGCAAGUGUCCUCGUUGGCGGCUCCUCAACAAGUGGCGCCAUGUAAAUCUUCCAUUUUGGAAGAUGUAUUAAACGAUCUCCAGUGAAAUAAAAACCUAUUUUCAUUUUGUU